This is a messenger RNA of Insectozyma verbasci, 942 nucleotides long. NCBI's taxonomy places the organism in Eukaryota, Fungi, Ascomycota, Pichiomycetes, Serinales, Debaryomycetaceae. The record is from the annotation of a GenBank genome assembly.
AUGUCUGAAAUUUCACAACAAGAUAUAGCAAAAACAAAAACAACAACAACAACAACAACAGCAACAGUAGUAAAUAAUGAGUCAAUUAAAAAAGACUCUACUUCUACUACUUCUGCUACUUCUGCUACUUCUACUACUUCAACUUCAACUUCAAAAUUACCUGCCAUAGAACAAGCUUGUGAUAGUUGUAGAAAACGCAAAUUAAAAUGUUCAAAAGAAUAUCCAAGAUGUUCAAAAUGUAUUCAACAUAAAUGGUGUUGUUCAUAUCUGCCAAGAACCAUUAGAUCUCCAUUGACUAGAGCUCAUUUAACAGAAGUAGAAUCUCAAGUUGAAAAAUUAAAAUCAGUUUUAAAAUUUUUACUACCGAAAAAUUUAGAAAUUAAUGAUGAAUUAUUAAACACUUAUGAAAGUAUAUUAUCUCCAAUUAAAGAAAAAUUAAGACAAGAUGAAGAAAUUGAAGAUGAAAAACCAAAAAUGACUUAUCAAUCAAUUCCAACAACUCCAACUCCAGCUUCAACUCCAACUCCAAUAGACACUACAUCAGAUUUAAAUUUACGACAAGUUCAAUCAAAUCCGGAAACUCCUGAUGAUAUAAAAUUAAAACAAGAUAUUAUAAAUGAUUUUUUGUUAAAUAACAUACCUACAAAUAACAAUCUAGGGAAUUUUUCAUUAAAUUCAAUAAACGAUAAUUCUUCAUUAACUUCACCAAGUUCAUUAUUAUCAUUAACAAAUUAUGAAAAUGAUAAAGAUCACGAAUUAAAUGAUUUGAAUGAGUAUAUUAAUGAUGAUCUUGAAGAUUAUAAUGAACCAAAAUUUAAAAAAAUUAAAUUGGAACAAGACGAUAGUUUUACUUUACCUUCUCAACAAUUAAAUUUAAUGAAUGAUUUAAAUGUUAAUUUUGAUAUGAUUUUUGAUAGUAUUGAUGAACGUAUUAAUGUAUAG